UGUGUAUAAGCAGCCCACGACUUUGCCGAAUGUAAAUGAUGAUAUCGAUUGAACCCCCUCGCUUGACAUCGACCUCACUCUCAAUUUCCACAGCCUUGCGACAAACACCACCAAAACAUACAUCCGACUUCAUACAACUCUCAAAUCUGCAAACUACUUGUAAUACCUUGAGAAAUACACUCUUCAAGUACACGCGACCAAUAAUUGAACAACAAAAUGUCCUCUCAGCCGGUAAAACCGCCGUUGCCUGGUCAAUCUUCUCAUCCUCAACGAGGCUCCCAGUCAGGGCUACGAUAUCCUUCGACCGGCAAAACCAUAUACCAUAGACCAUUGAAUCGCAGUAAAACACAGGAGUUAAGCCAGGCUAGCUUUGCAUACCUAUUUGGGGAGAUGGUUAGUUAUGCGCAAAGACGAGUUACUGGUAUUCAAGAUCUUGAGAAGCGGUAAGAUCAUACAUGGCCAGUACCCUAGGAUUCUAUAUAUGAGAUUCUAAAAUGAAACUACAGACUAAACGUCCAAGGUCACCCGAUCGGCCUCAAACUCCUUGAUCUUCUAAUAUAUCGCGAACCUCCACGUACUCAAACACGCCCCCUAAACAUCAUUGCCCUUCUCCAAUUCAUAACCACUGUUCUUUGGCGUCAUCUCUUUUCUCGACCAGCAGAUGCUCUCGAGAAAUCUUCAAAUCCAGAUACUCCAGAAGAAUACAUGAUAUCGGACAAUGAACCUCUGGUAAAUCAAUAUAUUAGUGUCCCUAAAGAAAUGAACCAGUUGAAUUGUGCGGCGUUUGUUGCGGGUAUUAUUGAGGGUGUUUGUGACGGAGCGGGGUUCCCAGCUAGAGUGACGGCGCAUAGUGUGGGAAGGGGUGAGGAGGGAGAACUGUGGCCUGGAAAGACUGUGUUCUUGGUCAAGUUCCAGGAGGAAGUGGUGGAAAGAGAGGCAUUUUUGGCCAAGAGUUAGAAGGGAGGCAGGUAUCAUUUGAGCUUUCUAUUUCCACGGGUAUCCAUGAUCAUAUGUUGGGCGCAAAGGGGCAUCAUUUGCAUGGAGUUUUAUGGUUGAAUUGGGUCUUUCGUCUGUCCCGCGGUCGUUGUAUUCGACUAGAUACGAUAUGGAAGUGAACAUAUGGCUGUCACUAUUUACGUAACU
Molecule: messenger RNA, 1143 nt
Organism: Sclerotinia trifoliorum
Lineage: Eukaryota; Fungi; Ascomycota; Leotiomycetes; Helotiales; Sclerotiniaceae
Source: the annotation of a GenBank genome assembly